This is a messenger RNA of Aspergillus puulaauensis, 1134 nucleotides long. It is a transcript of the gene swc5, whose product is annotated as putative Swr1p complex component (Swc5). Bases 1 to 1134 code for a protein of 377 amino acids. The record is from RefSeq and is a predicted model, not a curated record. NCBI's taxonomy places the organism in Eukaryota, Fungi, Ascomycota, Eurotiomycetes, Eurotiales, Aspergillaceae. The transcript has 2 exons.
AUGCCUCCCGAUUCAGCAGUCACCAUGGCCGACGCCGAAGUCGACCUCGACGACGAGCAAUACGACUCCACCGACGACGAGGACUUCACCCUCGACCAAGCGGCCGACGAAGACGACGCAGAGCUCUCGUCUUCAGACGAUGAGGGAGAAACUGCUGCGACGGGCGAGCCCGCAGCGAAAAAGAGGAAGAAGACGAAAGCUAAGACGGGCGAUGUGGCGGCGGGGCCGGAAGACGCGGAGCUGGAUUCUGGCGAUGAGGCUAUGAUUCGGAAGGCGGAGAAGAGGAAGAGGAAGAGGAAGGCUGGGAAGAAGGGUGCUGCUGCUGCUGAGGAUGAUGAGGAUGAUGUGGACUUUGAUGAGGAUGAAGGGGGGACUGGGGGAUUUGUGAGGACGAGGGCGAUGAAGAUGCGGAUACAGGAAGAGCGGAAGCCACUCGCGAGGAUCGACGGAGCUACAAUUGAUGUCGAUGCGCUAUGGGCUCAAAUGAACGUGCCUGACUCAGAGAUUGGACAAGCUCCAUCACAAGAGACAACGAAGCAAGACGAAGCGCCACCAACGAACGACGUCGAGAUGCGCGACCAGGAGAAUGUCACGCAACCAAGCGCAACAGCGCAAGAGAAACGAUCGCAAACCCAGUACCCCGACGAGAUGGUAAAAAUCAAACGCAAAUACAAGUUCGCCGGCGAAAUCAUCACCGAAGAUAAAGUUGUCCCUCGAGACUCGGCGGAAGCGAAACUAUUCUUCUCAGGCGGCCAAGACGGUGAAGCAGUAGAAGCAACAGGAAAAGACAUCGCGACGGGCAACGCUGCCGCAAGACACACUAUCAGACUCCGCCGCCCGCUGCGCAAAGUCUCUCGUUUCGACCCUAACCCCACGGGGGCAAUCAAGAAGAGCUGGGAGAAACAGCCUGCUACCGAAGCCGGCCAGGGGGAGAACGCCCGCGGACCGAAGAUCAAUACUGUCGAGAAGUCGCGGCUGGAUUGGGCUAAUUAUGUUGACCGUGCUGGUAUCAGCGACGAACUUAGAGUCCAUAGUAAGGCGAAGGAGGGCUUCCUCGGCCGUAUGGAUUUCUUGGACCGCGUCGAUGCUGCGAGGGAGGAGGAAAGAAGGAAUGCGAGGUUGAAGGGGGUAUGA